Messenger RNA from Suillus plorans, 1683 nucleotides. RefSeq lists its product as uncharacterized. The coding region runs from base 1 to 1683 and encodes 560 amino acids. The record is from RefSeq and is a predicted model, not a curated record. Lineage: Eukaryota; Fungi; Basidiomycota; Agaricomycetes; Boletales; Suillaceae. The transcript is spliced from 3 exons.
AUGCAUAAUCUUUUCCUCGGCGAUUUAGCCCACCAUAUACGGAAUAUCCUAGGUAUUGAUGCAGAUGCUCAGCCCCCUGGCAAAGAGCAUAUCAAGCCUCAUACUACGGUGGAACAGCAAGAGCAGCUGGAUACAGCUAUUAGUGCAGUCAAGAAAGGCUCCAAAAGUAGUCUCAUGCGUUUGCGUCGGGGGUAUAUCGUUUCUUUGGCAACAGCCAAUAAUGUUGCGCCAGCGGUCGCAGUCACAAACGACUCUCGAAGCGGAGACAAGGCAAAUAUCUCGAAGUCACUCUACGUUGAUGCUCUUGUCGAAUGGUAUAAGAUACAUCCAGGAGCUGAAAUACGCUGCCCGAAGGUGUUUCCUAGCCCUACCAUUGAUCUUUCUACCGCUUGGGGGAAGAAAGCGAAACUUGUCAUACUCCACAAAGGCAUAUUACAGGAGGUAUGGUCGGAUAUGGCCAAGACCACAAUCCCUUCCUGGUUGAAUCGUGCACCGGCAAACUUUGGUCAUGCGUCCCACGGCAAGAUCAAAGCUGAUCAAUGGCGAACAGUCUGUUUAGUUAACCUUGUGAUUACGCUGUGCCGACUGUGGGGUACCCCCGAAGCUGAUGAAAAGGAGAAAGCUAUGUUGCACAACUUUAUCGCGCUCGUUAUCACUGUUCGUUGGGCAACUACUCGCUCGACUUCAGAAACCCACAUUCAGCUUGUCGAGAAAAAUUAUGCUUACUAUCUGACGACCGCCAUCCAGCUUUUCGGGCCAGCAGCGGUGAAGACCAACAACAAUCAUGCUACACAGCACUUGGCGGAGUGUCUGCGCUCAUUUGGACCAGUACACGCUUGGUGGGCAUUUCCAUUUGAACGAUUUAAUGGGAUGAUCCAGAAAACGAAAAUGAGAACAAAUCGCCAGCUCGGCGGACAGGUCGAACUCUCAUUUAUGAAGUCAUUUUGCAGAGGGAGCAACCUCAGAGCAUUGCUCUUACACAACGAACUACCUGAGGCUAUCCAAGACUAUCGAUCAAUAGCCCAGGAGUAUUUCGGUACAGACUUCAGAGGAACUUUGCGCCAUGACCUACAGGCGAUGGCUGGGAGCACAGAUGAAUACUUUCCAGUGGCGAGGAAAGGCAAGGUUGUUACACUUCCUGCCAGUCCAUACGCAAGCCUCGUAUCUUGCCUUAACCGGACAAGUGACGGAAUUUUCUAUCAGCCAUAUGACCAGCCUCUGGAGGGCGCCCACUGUGUUCACGUAGAACCAAGAGCUGAAACUCGACGAGCGAUCAAGCUUCAUGGAGACAACUUCACCCCUGCAUGGCGCCAUGUUGGAAAUAGCCAAAUUCUUUUACAUGCAACAGUGUUAGGGUCAGGCUCACUUGCUCGCGCCGCUCAAAUACAGAAGAUCUUGGUACACAGUCAUCCUGGACUUGGACGAUCAACAUUCUCAGAAACCUUCUUUGUUGUCAAGCUCUAUAGAGAGCUGGACGCCGCCCAGAUUCCUCUGGAUCCAUAUCGCAUCUUCCAUGCAUUAGAUGCUCGACUAUGCAUUGAUGACCUUGAGCCGGAGGAACUUGUUGUAUCAAGCGCUGAUAUCAUAAGUCAUUUUGCAAGUUGCUCCAUCAACAUCGAGGGUUUGAAAGAGCGGUGUCGAGUUGUGCUCUCGCUCGAUAGGGUAUGUAUUGACAGUCUUUGA